Nymphaea colorata (pocket water lily) is the source of this 1446-nucleotide messenger RNA. RefSeq lists its product as uncharacterized. The coding region runs from base 10 to 1266 and encodes 418 amino acids. Gene Ontology annotation, molecular function: L-kynurenine:2-oxoglutarate transaminase activity; pyridoxal phosphate binding. The record is from RefSeq and is a predicted model, not a curated record. Lineage: Eukaryota; Viridiplantae; Streptophyta; Magnoliopsida; Nymphaeales; Nymphaeaceae. Gene Ontology annotation, biological process: biosynthetic process. Gene Ontology annotation, cellular component: cytoplasm. The transcript has 9 exons.
GCGGCAGAGAUGGAGGGAAGGCUGUCAAGGGCGGCCCUCGCUCUCAAGCCCUCGCCGAUCCAGGAGCUCUCCCUCCUCGCCCAGCGAUCGAACGCCAUCAACCUCGCUGAGGGAUUCCCGGAUUUCCCCGCCCCGCCGGAAUUGAAGCAGGCGGCCGUCGAUGCCAUCAACUCCGACUACAAUCAGUACAGGCAUGUCCAAGAAUUAUGUAAUUAUGUGGCUAGAAGAGCAAAAGAAAUCCAUUCCAUCGAUGCGGAUCCUCUCACUGAUAUUGCUAUCUGUUGUGGCCAGACAGAAGCAUUUGCAGCAACAAUAUUUGCAACAAUUAAUCAUGGUGAUGAGGUAUUGUUGUUUGAUCCUGCUUACGAAACUUAUGAAACCUGCAUAGCUCUGGCUGGUGGUGUUCCUAUUUAUGUCGAACUGGAUCCCCCUAUGUGGACUUUGGACAUAAAGAGAUUCAGAGAAUCAUUCACAUCACGCACAAAAGCUGUAGUUUUAAACAGUCCGCAUAAUCCUACAGGGAAGGUUUUCACCAUAGAUGAGAUGACUGCUAUUGCUGGUGCUUGCUGUGAUAUGGAUUGUCUAGCAAUAACAGAUGAAUUGCAGGUUUAUGAGCAUGUAACGUUUGACACAGAAAAACAUUUUUCACUUGCAACACUUCCAGGGAUGCAAAAUCGAACCAUCAUAACUUCGUCAUUGUCAAAAACAUUUAGUGUCACAGGUUGGAGGAUUGGCUGGGCGAUUGCUCCUGCAGUCAUUGCUUCUGCAAUAAAGAAUAUUCACGUCAAGCUUACCGAUUCAGCCCCUGCACCAUUUCAAGAGGCUGCCCUAACGGCUUUUAGAAGUCCUCCAGGAUUUUUUGAGGCCUUAAGAGCUGACUACCAAAAGAGAAGAGACUAUGCUGUUAAGAUGCUUGCCGAGGUUGGAUUCAAAGUCCACUUUAAGCCACGGGGUGCCUUUUUCAUUUUUGCAGAGCUUCCUGAGAAUUGUGUUCUUUCUGAUGUUGAGUUUGUGGCUAAACUGAUAAUGAGGGCCGGUGUAGCAGCUGUUCCUGGUUGUGGAUUUUUCCAUACUGGAUCUAGAAUCUGCAAUGGUGCCCAUUCCGAAUCCUCAUCAAUGAAAGAGUCGUUGGAAUCACAAAGAGAUCUCAGCUACAAGAAGAGGUAUGUUAGAUUUGCUUUUUGUAAGAGCAAAGCUACAUUAGAUGCAGCUGCUGGCAAAAUGAACGAACUUGUAAACAAGGAGGGUUGCUUGAACCUGGACUAGGCAUUUUCUGAAAGGUGUUUCAUGCUAAGAACUUCUCUUUGCCUGUAUUGUAACCGCGACGAAGUAGACACUUGUAUACCAAGGGGUUGUUUGAUCCACAGGCAGUGGCACGGGAUCAAUGAUUACAUGCACUGAAAUUGUGUUCUCAAUUUCAAAUAAUGAUCUUGUUAUUAUAUUAAA